Eurypyga helias (sunbittern) is the source of this 3249-nucleotide messenger RNA. It is a transcript of the gene BUB1B, whose product is annotated as BUB1 mitotic checkpoint serine/threonine kinase B. The record is from RefSeq and is a predicted model, not a curated record. The coding region runs from base 1 to 3249 and encodes 1082 amino acids. Gene Ontology annotation, biological process: mitotic spindle assembly checkpoint signaling; protein phosphorylation; meiotic sister chromatid cohesion, centromeric. NCBI's taxonomy places the organism in Eukaryota, Metazoa, Chordata, Aves, Eurypygiformes, Eurypygidae. Gene Ontology annotation, molecular function: protein kinase activity; ATP binding. The transcript has 23 exons.
AUGUCACAGGACUGCAGCGAUGAGUGGGAGCUGAGCAAAGAGAAUGUGCAGCCCCUCCGUCACGGGCGUAUCAUGUCCACCUUGCAGGAAGCUCUGGCUCAGCAGGAGGCCUCUGUCCACACUGCUGUUCAGCUCAAAAAACAGGAGUUUGAAUCAGAGAUUCGAUUUUACUCUGGAGAUGAUCCACUGGAUGUCUGGGACCGGUACAUCAAGUGGACAGAGCAAACCUUCCCCCAGGGUGGAAAGGAGAGCAAUCUUGCAGCAAUAUUGGAAAGGGCAGUGAAAGCACUCAAUGAGCAGCAGCGAUACUACAAAGAUCCCCGCUAUCUUAAUCUCUGGCUCAAGUUUGGAAAUUGUUGUAAUGAGCCCUUGGAUCUGUACCGCUACCUACACAGCCAGGAAAUUGGCACAACACUGGCACUACUCUACGUCACAUGGGCAGAAGCACUUGAGGCUAGAGGAAGCUUUAAGAAAGCAGAUCUGAUAUUCCAGGAAGGUCUCCAGCGCAAGGCUGAGCCUUUUGACAAACUCCAGUCUUAUCACAGGCAGUUUCAGACCCGUGUUUCUCGGCAGACACUACUGGGACUUGAGGAAUCACCAGACGAAAAAGAUUCGGGUCUUCUGGAAGUUGUAGAACCUCAGAGAAACUCACUGGCAGAUCUAAAAGGCGUGGGGAAGAAAAAAGUUGUAGGAGAUGCACUUAAAGCCACCAACCAAAAAAGAAGCACUCAGACUCUCGCUUCUCAGCAGCUUUCAAACAAUCUGGGUUUUGCUGUGUUUGAUGAAAAUUCAGCUUCAGCUUCUGGACCUGAGUUUCCCUUACUUACAUCACAGCCAUGGACAGCACCUCCAGCUCCGAGGGCCAAGGAGAACGAACUAAGAGCAGGACCUUGGAACGCUGGCAGGCAUCCUCGCAGCAAUGAAAAUUCUGGUGUAGAAAUGUCCUGCCCACUGCCCAGUUUCACCCCAUAUGUGGAAGAGUCAGCUCAGCAACCAAUCAUGACCCCCUGCAGAAUCGAACCCAGCAUAAGCCGUGUUCUAAGUGUUCGCAAACCUGAGAAAGAGGAGGAUCCACUGCAGCGAGUGCAAAAUUAUCAGCAGGAUACUCAAGACAAGAAAGAGGUGGCGAUGUACUGUAAAGAUAAAGUUUAUGCUGGCGUUGAUGAAUUUUCUCUGGAAGAGAUUCGAGCUGAAAUCUACAGAAAGAAAGCAAAAAAGCGAGCUGAAGAGGAGAUGCAGGCCAUAGCACAGAAGAAGGAAGAAAUACAAAGGAAAAUUGAGGAGCUGGAGAACAAGUUAAAGAAGAAACAAGAUGACAAGCAGCAACAACCAUGUGAACAGCCAGCAGACAUAACAAAAGCUUCGCCACCUUUGGGACUGGAAGGAUUUACUUUUUCCAGUGCCACAGAAGUUGGGGAGAAACCACCUCGAUUGCAAAGUGACCCACUGGUCUCUGAAGAUAACCAGCUGCAUAAACCAUCUUGUUCUGAGGAUAGGGAGAGAAGUGUGUUUUCAGAGCCUGAGGAUGGACAGGAGGAAGAGAGAGAGGAGGCCAGCCGUGGAACAAAAGAUGUAGCUCUCCUUCCUCCACCAGAUACUGCCAAGGUUUUCUCUGUAUUUGAUGAAUCCUCUACUUUGGCAAAUCAGAAUAUAAGUUGUUCUGCAGCUCCUACACAGAACAGUUACCGGUGUCCUCUUGCUGAUCGUAAACCUUUAGAUUCCCAGACUGCAAAGGAAAACGCACCGCCGGAAGCCUGUGUUGAGGCGAAUGGAAUCGAACCUUUGACUGAAUAUGCAAUUGUGACCGGCUGCUACGGGAACAAGAGCCUAUGUGCUAACCCAGAAGACAUGUGUGACUUUGUUAGGGCUGCCCAUCUGGCCUCAACGCCCUUUCAUGGGGUGGUAGCUCAGAGAGUCCCAGCUCCUGCUUUUUCACAGGGUAUCCUGAAGGAAGACUCUCCAGAACCUACAAGUGCACCUCUGAAUCGGGAAAUGCUGGCUUGCAAGGGAGAGUACAACGAAGCUCUUUGUGUAAAUAAACUCAGCCCAAUCAUGGAAGCAAGCCUGGAAGAUACUCGCUCGUCAGGUUCUUCCGUCACCUCAGGAUCGUCUCUUUCCUGUGUUACACAAAUAUCUACUAUUAAAUACCUGCAUGUCCCUGAGAAACUGGAACUUGCUCAAAGCUUGCCUGCUGAAACGGUUACUGAUUCUGGAGGUGAUGAUGGAACUCUGUUCUUGUGGAGCGCUGAGCAGCGUAAAAAACUUCUGGAUCCUAUGCCAGAACCGGUGACUGCUUCUCCAGAUUUUCAUUUGGAGACCGGUGCUCUGCCUGUCAUGGAGCUUCAGAAAGACAUCUUGCUAGGAAACGAGACUUACUGUAUCAAAUGGGAAUAUUGGGCCAAUGAAGAAUACAAGAUGAUGUUUGCCAUUCCAGCUAACUGUCCCCAGUUGGAUGCAAGGGGAUUUGCAAUUAAGGUGUAUUCCCAGCCUGUGCCGUGGGACUUCUAUAUCACACUUCAGUUACAGGAGCGUUUGAGUGCUGACUUUGACCGAAGCUUCAGUGAGAGCUGCAGCUGUUACUUGUAUCAAGAUGGCUGUGCUGUUUUGCACAAGGAUAUAAAUCGCUUCACACUUGGCGAUGUUAUUCGUGGCUGUAAGUCCAUCAUGGAGGAAGUUAUCCUACUGGUUGUUUAUAAUCUUCUGGCUAUGGUAGAGAAGCUCCACAAAGCAGAGAUUGUCCAUGGAGAUCUGCGCCCAGAGGUGUUCUUCCUGGGAGACAGGAUCUGUGAUCCGUUUGCUAACGAUGAGAUGGCAAGAGCUCUGAAGAUAGUGGAUUUCUCUCACAGUCUAGAUUUGAGGUUACAGUCUCAAGUAAGCUUGUCCGACAGCUUUCCCAUAUCGCAGACCCCUCAUGGACAGCAGCUUCUGGUGAAAAGUUCUCUUCCUUAUCAGGUGGACUUGGUUGGCAUUGCAGAUAUAGUCCAUUUGCUGCUCUUUGGGGAUCACCUCCAGGUCUGUCAAGAAAAUUCCAUCUGGAAAGUCAGCCGAAAUCUAUCCACGACUGUUGACAGUGAUUUCUGGAAUAAACUUUUUGAGAGAAUUCUGAAUGCAGCUGGUAAGUCCACAGUGCCUCUGCUGAGGGAGCUGAGAGAGGAAAUUAGUGACAUGUUUGACAGCUCUUUCCAAGAACGACUUGGUGAAUCCUUAGCUGCGCUGGGAGAAACUUUCUUCUUUGAGAACUUCCUGUAA